Molecule: messenger RNA, 1212 nt
Organism: Arabidopsis lyrata subsp. lyrata
Lineage: Eukaryota; Viridiplantae; Streptophyta; Magnoliopsida; Brassicales; Brassicaceae
Exons: 2
Coding region: 395-901 (168 amino acids)
Source: RefSeq, a predicted model, not a curated record
AUUUUGACUACCUUCCUGAUUAACUCUUUACUUAAAACAUCACGAAAGGUAACACAACUUUCCAAAAGCUUACAAUUAUACAAAACGUUACAAUCAUACGACCAAAAACAAAUGUUAGAUUUAAUUUUUUUGUAUGCACAAUAAAUUUAUAUAGUUUCCGUUACAAAGACUACAACGGAUAUAUUUAAUACCACAAUUAUAUCUAUACCCAACACAAUGAACCAACAAGUUGAGAUGAAAGAUUUUAUUGAUGGGUAGAUAAAAACUAUAGGUUAUAUUUAUCAUAAUGAUGAAUAAAUCUAUAACGGUGGAAUUCACAUGAAGCUCACCAAUUUCACCUAUAUACUUUGCUCUCACGACAGACUCCUAAAAAAGACCCCAAAUUUAGCAAACAAUGGAAGCCUUGUGGAAGUUGGAGGAGAAACUGAAGCUAACUACGAAAGAAGCUGUUGUGAUCUUGGUCGGAACAGCGGCUGCGGUAACGUUACUUUGCAUAGCUGCAGCGUUUCUCAGCCGCAAUUCUCGUGGGAAGCAAGUAGCAGACGCAGAGUGGGCGUCCGAAACAGCGUUUGCGUCAAGGACUAUGGAGGAAAAGAGGAAAUGUAAGUGGAGCAAAGUGAAGAAAACGUUGAUGGGUUCGUUUUGUUGGAGCUCUGCAGCUAAGUGGAUGGAGAUGGAAACAAGGCGGCCGCCACCAUUGCUUGCGGCUAAAGAAAGGAGUCUUAACGCCGUUGAUCCUGUUUGGCAGCGACCGAUUCUGAUGGGUGAGAAAUGUGAAUUGCCGCGGUUUAGCGGCCUUAUAUUGUAUGAUGAACGCGGCCAUCCGCGUCAUCAUCCUCAACUUCAAGAACAAGUAAAACAAAUUUCUGUGGUAAGAACAACGCUGAGAGAUUUGCUUUGAUAGUGGUUUUCUCUACAAGGAAGUCUCUUGAAGUUUCGUGUACUACAAGUUAAAAACCACAAUGAAUUAAAGGUCAGAUUCUGAAAAUGCAAAAAAACAUCUGUAUGUAUCAAUGUCUUAUGUGAUGUAGAUGCAAAUCUUCUUUCCUUUGUUUUUUGUGUUUUUGAUUGCUUAGAGGUAAAGGAAAAGCAAAAUCUUACGAACAAACAUUUGCUCAAAAUAGAUGGUUUGUGUGUGUGUGUUUUUGAUUGCUUGGAGGGACAGAGAAAGUGGAAAUCUUAUGAACAAACAAUAGAAUAGUCUUUAACAAA